Messenger RNA from Sphaeroforma arctica JP610, 212 nucleotides. RefSeq lists its product as hypothetical. The record is from RefSeq and is a predicted model, not a curated record. Gene Ontology annotation, molecular function: ATP binding; isoleucine-tRNA ligase activity. The annotation marks the transcript as partial. The transcript has a single exon. Gene Ontology annotation, biological process: isoleucyl-tRNA aminoacylation. Lineage: Eukaryota; Ichthyosporea; Ichthyophonida.
UUGGAGACAAGUACAGUUUCCCGGGCGAGGAACUUAGUGUCCUCAAACUUUGGGAAGAAUUGGAUGCUUUCAAGACUCAACUGAAGUUGAGUGAAGGUCGCCCUGAGUUCUCGUUCUACGAUGGACCUCCCUUCGCCACCGGACUUCCGCAUUACGGCCAUCUUCUGGCUGGUACCAUCAAGGAUAUUGUGACGCGCUUUGCAUGUACACAG